Molecule: messenger RNA, 1660 nt
Organism: Puccinia graminis f. sp. tritici CRL 75-36-700-3
Lineage: Eukaryota; Fungi; Basidiomycota; Pucciniomycetes; Pucciniales; Pucciniaceae
Product: C4-hydroxylase
Exons: 3
Coding region: 101-1267 (388 amino acids)
Biological process (GO): lipid biosynthetic process
Molecular function (GO): oxidoreductase activity; iron ion binding
Source: RefSeq, a predicted model, not a curated record
ACCACCAACAACCAACAACCAACAACCAGAUACCAAACAACUACCACUCUCUUCGAGCCUUUCAUCCUCUCUUCAACGAAAAACAAAAAAAGAAUAGAGGAUGGCUUAUCUACGCUUGACCACCCCGUCGAACGGCUUCAACAGCAGCAUGAGCGACGAAAUCCUAUCCAAGAUCAUGCCAACCAAGCUCGUCUUCCCGCUCUACCACUUCCAUCGAACCGAGAUCAUCCCGGGGAUGAGCGACCCAUUGCUGACGGUGAUCGUGCCCCUGGUAGCAUACUGGGCGGUCUCGAUCCUCUUCAGCUUACUAGACCAUCUCGAGCUCCCAUCUAUCGAGAAAUAUCGACUCCACGAACCUGCUGAGAUCGCCAAGCGGAACAAGGUCAGCCCCAGCCAGGUCAUCAAGGCCGUCAUCCUCCAACAACUCAUCCAAACCGCACUCGGAAUCUUCUAUCUCGACUCCUCGCCCUCCGAUGUCCUCAAUCGUAACUACCUCGAGGAAAUGAAACCCUAUGCCUCCUUCAUCUCCACCCUCGUUCACAUCCUUCUUCCUCCUCUACACGCUCGAUGGCUCCUCCUCAACCAUGGUCAAUCACUCGUUCAAUGGUCUUAUUGGUGGGGACUACCGACCCUCCAAUUCCUUUGGGCCUCAUUCGUCCUCGACACAUGGCAAUACUUCUGGCACCGAGCCUUCCACAUCAACCAAUUCCUCUACAAACACAUCCACUCCGUCCAUCAUCGUCUCUACUGUCCUUACUCCUACGGCGCUCUCUAUAACCACCCUCUCGAAGGCUUUAUCCUCGACACCUUGGGCGCGGUGAUUGCCCAUUGGGCGUCUGGGAUGUCCGUCAGACAGGCUACCGUUCUCUUCGGUAUCUCCACCGCUAAAACCGUCGACGACCAUUGCGGCCUCGCUCUUCCUUUCGACCCCUUCCAACAUCUUUUUGGUAACAAUGCGGCGUACCAUGAUAUUCAUCAUCAACAAUUCGGGAUCAAGAAGAACUUCUCUCAGCCGUAUUUCAUCCAUUGGGAUGUCUUGAUGGGCACCCGAAUGAGCACCCAAGAGGCCGACCAACGUCGGGCCAAACUGAGCACUUUACGCUCCUCAUCCUCUACCGACAAGACCAUCACCACUUCGGAUCCUUCUUCUCCCACCGAACUCAUCGUGCUGGACUCCGAAGAUAGCGACUUGGAUAAUAACAAAUCUCCCUCCUCCUCCUCGUCUUCCUCUAAUGAAUCAUCCUCCCCGAAACUCAAAACUCUUUAAAUUCUUUCUUUCUGAUCUGCUGCUUCGCUCAUCCUUAUUUUUUGUUGCUUCUAUAUGUCUUAUUUAUUUAUUUAUUCUUAUUCAUUGCUUUGAAUCGUUUGUUCUUUGUUCCCCCUUUCAAGCUCUUUUUUUUUAUCAAGAAUUACCCCUUCCAUCAUCAUCAUCAUCAUCACUCAUUCACCACCCUUUUUCAAUAUGUAAAUCCUCUUACACACACACACUUAACACACAAGAUACAGUUUUCUCUUUUGCUUUUUUUUCUACAUCUUUUUUUUCAACACUUUUCUUUUGUCCAUUCAUGAAUACAUAUUCUUUUUUUUAAUCAAUGCAAAUAUAUAUAUAUAUAUACAUAUGGAUAAUUAAAUAAACUUAACGUUUUUCUUUCUUCCCAAA